Molecule: messenger RNA, 5092 nt
Organism: Athalia rosae (coleseed sawfly)
Lineage: Eukaryota; Metazoa; Arthropoda; Insecta; Hymenoptera; Athaliidae
Product: zinc transporter foi
Exons: 12
Coding region: 1054-3111 (685 amino acids)
Biological process (GO): zinc ion import across plasma membrane; intracellular zinc ion homeostasis
Cellular component (GO): membrane
Molecular function (GO): zinc ion transmembrane transporter activity
Source: RefSeq, a predicted model, not a curated record
UUUUUUGGCUCAGAGUCAAGAAAGAAGGACGACAGUUUACGCGAGAUUCAUACAAAGCUGUGCUAUUCGCUGCAUAACAUAUUUGUCUAUAAUAAUAAUCUCUCUGUACUUAACGUAAUCAUUUUUUGUAGACCUUCAAAAAGACAAAUUUUUAUUGCCAAUCAGCCAUGUCAAUUUAUUUUUACGGUGCUCAGGUUGGCCCAGGUCGAGUUUCAAGUUUCUGUUGAUCUGCUGAUCGUAGGUGUUUUUUGUAGAGAGUGCGGUGGGCGAGCGAAUGCAUAUUAUUAAACCCUGCCUCAUAUUUAUAAUGACAAAGAUGGACCGGUGCGAUUUGAGAGCACGUUGCAAUUUAUGAAGCUUAUGAAUUUCGAGGAAAGGGACGCUGGUGCGAAGCGAAAGGAGAGAAAUUCAUGUUUUAGAUCAAUCCACUCUCUCCCACGUCUUCAAAUAUUGUUUUGUCGACAUUGUGAUUGCGGAUUUCCUAGUUUACAGCCUGGAAUAAUGUGGUUUCUAUGUUCCCUUCUGUUCUUUCGACUCCCCCAAGAUCCAUCGCUGUCUUUUUCUUAAGGCGCUAAAAUAACCUUGCGUAAAUACGAAUCAGAAAUCUAACCUAAAUCCGGCGUCUCUAUUUCUAAAACGAAACGAGGAGAAUCACGGAGGUUCGUGGUUGUCGGCCAUCGUACGAAAAAGAUUAUGUUAUAAAUAGCUGUUGGAACAAAAAAAAAAAAACGCUCAGAAAGAGAUCCUGCAUCACUAUCAGAAAAGGAUCACUAGCUUUAUAGUUUCGAAUAAUUAUCCAUACCCAAAGCUAUAAAUCAACAUUGAAUGUUCUGAGAUUUUAAUUAAUCACGUUCGAUGCUUUACACCCACACUUCCAUUCAAGGGAACUGAGUCUAAUUAAAGAUUGGAAAAAGUGAGAUAAAGCAUUCCAACUGCAACAGCCCACGUCGCUUACUUAUCUCAAGCUACUCAGUAGACUCACUCAAACUAUAAAAGAAACUAUUAGUCACCUCACCCCUGCAAGGUGUGACACUGAUUUUCUGAUCUGAAGCAAUGUCACAACACUUUGUCACCGUUUGUGUAGUAUGCGUUCUAUGCGCUGCACAUGCACCAUGUCAUGCCCACGAUGAUGUUCAGGGAUCUCGACUUUCUCUGAUAGAAGAUUCUCCUAAUCUACAGGAAUCCCCAAGACCCGAUAGUCGCCUUCAGCCAUUAAAAAAUCAAAUCGGAUCUAAAGAAAUAGUUAGGAUAAAAGAUACUGGAGAGAAAUUGGAUCUGAUGACAUUAGAUACCGAAAAUGUAAAGGAGAGACUCAGAAAAAAAAGAGAUUCUGAAGUGCGUCAAUCAGACUUCACAAGAAGAAUUUUUGAGGCAUAUGGGAAUGGAGACAGUAUCACCUUAGAGGGAUUUGAAAGGCUGCUGGAUAAACUUGGACUAUUAGAACACCUAGCUACCCUUGACGAGAGAGAAAAUGAUCACAUCUUUGGUAGAGAAGAAAAGACCUCUGGUGUUGAUAAUAUUAAAAACUUGAAUCAAACUACAGGGAGUAGUGGGCUGAAGGAUGGAAGCGUUAGUGCGAAAACUAAGCAAAAGUGCGUUGGGAGCAGAGAAUUGCUCGCAACAUAUUCUCAGGACCCUACGUACUUGUCAGAGGUUGAAAACAGCACAACCUUACCAGCCUGGCUGUUCGAGAGAGUGUGUCCUGCACUAGUUUAUCAAUUAGCUAAUUCCGAUAGGAGUGGAUGUAUCCAAGUUCCAGACAACUGGAAACCCUCUGACGCCCCAUCUGUGGUUGAAGAAAUCUCGAGCAAUCCAAUUCAAGUUUGGAUCUAUUCCUCUAUCAGCAUUUUAAUUAUAAGUCUCUGCGGGCUGCUCGGAGUUGUCGUUAUUCCGGUGAUGAAUAAAACCUACUACCACCAGCUGAUACAAUUUCUGGUCGCUCUAGCUGUUGGGACCCUGUGUGGCGAUGCGCUCAUACAUCUGCUGCCCCAUGCCAUGAUGUCGUCGUCGGGCCACUCUCAUUCACACGAGCACCAGACCGGACACGAACAUCAUUUUCACAGCAGCGAAUCCGAUCAUGACCUGAACAUGUGGAAAGGUCUAGUUGCUAUGAUGGGGUUGGUCUUGUUCUUUUUUACCGAAAAGGCAUUGACGAUGGUCGCCGAAUGGCGAAAAUCGCGACAACGACGAAACAAGUUACCCCUGAGAGUAAAGGUCAUGCGUGAGACAGAUACUGCGGGCAGUAACACUGCUGGGGACAAACACUGCAAGCACAAAUAUUCCUCAUAUCCGUACUGCUACGGGGAAAUCACUACAGAGACUCAAGAUAAUCACCACAAUCGUCAUCACAAUAAUCAUCAAAGAGCAGCUGGUACGGAGGAAGAAAAGCCACUAACAUCGAACAGCAACGCUGUCUGUAAAUCGACCGACGCAGAUGCAGGAAAGAAGACGGAUGAAAAUUGGAAAAUGGAGGAGACGAUAAUCAACCAUUCCAAAAAAAGUGAAGACAAUGUCGAUCCGGCGGUAAACGAGGCGGAAAGUUACACAGUAAUAAUUCGCGAACAUGAAACAAAACAUCAUGGACACACGCAUUCGCAUGGUCACGUACAUUCGGCUCCCGAAUCGAUGUCGAGUGUCGCGUGGAUGGUUGUCAUGGGGGACGGGCUGCACAAUUUCACAGACGGCAUGGCCAUAGGUGCGGCCUUCGCCGCUAACAUUGCCGGAGGUUUUUCGACCGCCAUAGCGGUUCUCUGUCACGAACUACCUCAUGAAUUGGGGGACUUUGCGGUCCUGCUAAAAGCUGGUAUGAGUGCGAAGCAAGCGGUUUUUUACAAUCUUUUGUCUUCCGUCUUGUGCCUCUUCGGAAUGAUCUUUGGUAUUCUGUUGGGCGCCACACCUGCUGCUACGAGCUGGAUUUUCGCAGCAGCUGCCGGCAUGUUCAUAUACAUUGCUCUGGUAGACAUGAUACCCGAACUGACUUCGAGCCACUCUGCCGAAGGAGGUUCGCAGUGGCAAUGCAUCCUACAAGCUCUCGGACUCGCUGCGGGGCUUGGCAUUAUGCUGAUAAUUGCUCUCUACGAGCAUGACUUGAAACAUAUAUUUAGUAAUUAGAAGAAAAGUUGGCUAAUCAUUCAUUUAUAUGAAUAACAUUAGAGGCGACCUGCGUUUGUCUUUUGUUCGACAUUUAAUCGAGAGAGGCAGAAGCUGAAGCAGAGAGAGGAGGUCGUGAGUAUCGGAAAAACAUAAUAAGGCUAUUUUUCAGUAUCAUUAUCAUUAAGGCCGCGUUAUGUACUUGGCCAAUAAAUAUCUGCUAAGAGAGGGUAGUGAAUAAACGUUAAGAGGACCGGAUCGGUUGAGACUGACAAUGAGGAACCAAAUUCAACUGCGUUAAUAUUUAUUGUAUUGUCGGAGAAAAGAGUUGCGAAGAAAAGUGUGUUAUUUGAUUGAUUCGAAUAUCUGGUGCUAUUGCGAUCAACGGUUGCGAUUUAAAUUGAUCUGACCACUGCCAGAAGAGCAAAUGAAGAAGAAUGUAGGAAAUCGAAGUGAACUAAAAUAAAAUAAAUUAAGAUUACAGGAGCACUCGUCGCUGUGUAUAUGUAUAUCAAAGGAACUGGAUAACACUCGCGAUUUAAUCUCCACAAAAUCGACGUGCGUAUAAAUUACGUACAACACUUCUGGAUUUUUUUUUUCUCUCGUUUCCGAGCGGGACAGCGAAAAAAGAAUCCGUUCUCACGAAAAGUAUUUAAUCGGAAUUUCAUACAUUCGUCCUCUUUAUUUUUCCUUUUUUUUUCUCGUGUUUCUUUAUGAUCUUAUAAUUUUAAAGCGUUUUUCAAGAGUGCGAAUAUUUUAAAACAGAAAGUCACAUUUCAAAACCGAGAUCGAAAUAAAAUCUAAGGAUACAACGCUGCUGUGUAAGAAUUAUGUAUGAGGUGCGCCGUAUUUUUGUGUUCCAUAAAUUAAUUUCUUAGACAAGGUACUUAAUCAGCCCUUGAACCACGUCGUAAUGUAGGAUGAACUAUGAAUAUGAUUUUUUUUUAUCUAUGUAUAUUAGGGUCGUCCAAAUAAGGGAACGCGGAGCAAUAUGGGGCAGAAUGGGGUGAACGAAAAAUUUUGUAACUAUUUUCUUUCGAAAGAUUUUUCAAAAGGAUCAAAAAGAACUUCAAACAUCAUUCUGGAUUGAAACAAGAAAUGUUCAAUUUCAAAUAAAUAUUCAUCGUAACGAUUUGUUAUUCAUUUAAACGAAUUAACUAUGAAAUAUUUACAACUGAAAAUUGAAACUGGAACAAAUUUUUUAAGUGAACGGUAACAACAAUCACAUGUUUUUUAUCGCUAAUUUUACUACCAACCCGACCCGCAAACGAUGAAUGGAAACGAAGUGAAAAAAUACGCGUACUUUUCAAAAUCGAAAUUUGUUUCACUCGCGAUUCAAAAGUUUUAUCGUGUGGAGGGUCGUUUUAGUAUUGAUAUUGAGAGCUCCAACUAGGCAGGUUUCUUUUUUCAUCUUAUUCGGAAGGAUUUGAGGGAGGGUGCUAAUUAGAAUUUGAAAAUUACCUUCGCAAGGACCACCCUAAUAGCAUACAGAAACUGAAACUGCUUAUUCCACCUCUAACAAUAAGCAAGAAGAACGAUCGAACUUUCGGUCUGGACGAAAGCUACUUAUCCCCCGAUUCCCAAGACUUUAGUAUAAAAUUUUUAUAUAUUAUCGUCAGGGCGAAAGACUUUGACUUAAAUACCGCAUCUGUUGUACUUAUCAAUGUUUGAAAUCAUAGCAUAAGUGGAUAGGAAUCGUAUUUAUAUGGUUGAAACCUAAAUAAUUUCGACGCUAGUUAUUUGUUUCCUCAUACAUAUGAUUCUGCGUGGAUUUUGCAGGAAAUUUAGAGCUAGGCGCCUCCUCGAUGCUUCGAGAAUGCGCUUAGCUCUCUGAUUUUUCUAAUAUAAUCAGUCAUAAAAGUUUUUCAUACAAACAGCACCAUAUUUACGUGGCUAAAGUUAAGUAAGGAGUGAAUCAAUUUUCCAAAAAAAAAAAAAAAAAAAAUUAAAAAUAAAUGAUUUACGUUUUAUUUUUCUUUUUAUAAUAAAAUGUCAAAAGGAA